Messenger RNA from Strigops habroptila (Kakapo), 931 nucleotides. RefSeq names its product Tctex1 domain containing 4 (gene DYNLT4). Lineage: Eukaryota; Metazoa; Chordata; Aves; Psittaciformes; Psittacidae. The record is from RefSeq and is a predicted model, not a curated record. Gene Ontology annotation, molecular function: dynein intermediate chain binding. Bases 190 to 858 code for a protein of 222 amino acids. The transcript is spliced from 2 exons. Gene Ontology annotation, biological process: microtubule-based movement. Gene Ontology annotation, cellular component: cytoplasm; cytoplasmic dynein complex.
GUUGGUCCUGGGCAGCCAGGAGCACAACAGUGGCUGGAUACAAGUCUCCUGGGUUUACCCCUGCAGGGCAGGAGCAGGGCUAGUGGGGGCAGAGAGAAGUGAAGCAGGGAGGCAGGGGGAUGAAGAACCUGGGGAACAACCUCCCUCCUCCUGCCACGUAGAGCCACAUCUCCUUUCCAGGCCACCCGUAUGGCUGAGCAACCCUCCUUAGAGGUGGCCGUGCCAGCCCAGGCAAUGGCUGCAGACAACGCUGAAGCCCAUCCACCCCGGGCCAUCUGCCGUGGCUCCCAGCCCCAUGCACGGGGCACAGAGGAAGGCAAGCCACCGCUGCCCUCCCGCCGCAGCUCCAUCCUCAGCAUCCUGCCAGCAGCCCUGGCCAGCCGCCGCAGCUCGCUGGGGGCAGCCCCAGGGGGCAGGCGCCCCUCCAUUGGCCCCUGGAUGCUCCACAGCCGUGUGAGCUUCUCUGGGCUCCCCCUCUUCCAGCCCAUCCUCAAGACCCGCCUGGAGAACACUUACAGGAUAGGGCCGGAUGAAGGCUGCAAGUUCAAUGCAGGGCGGGUGCAGCGGGUGCUGGAGGGAGCCCUGUCUGGUGCCCUGGACACCAUGGUCUACAGCCCCCAGGGCAGUGCGCUGCUAGCCCAGAACCUGGUUGAGAUGGUGCAGAGCAGAGCAAAGGAGGUGGUGCCACCCCGCUACAAGCUGGUCUGCCAUGUGCUGCUGGGGCAGCAGGGCCAGCAGAGCCUGCUGGUGGCCAGCCGGGCACUAUGGGACCCAGAGAGCGACAGCUUUGCCUCCGCCACCUUCUCCAAUGCCUCUCUCUUCGCUGUGGCCACAGUGCAUGGGGUCUACUUUGAGUAGGACCUGCCUCUCCCUUCAUUCAGCAGUGUGAAGCUACAGGGGAAAGCAGCUGAAAUAAAGAGAUUGCACCAAC